AAGCCAGAAAGUUGUUUACGUUUCUUAGUUUUCAUCAGUUUUCAUAAUUGCGUGCAACCACAAGCAACAUGCGUAUAGAAACGUGUUAUUUUUGCUCGUCUCGGAUUUAUCCGGGACACGGAAUCCAAUUUGUAAGGAAUGAUUGCAAGAUAUUUAAAUUUUGUCGAUCAAAAUGCCAUGCUGCAUUUAAGAAAAAGAAGAAUCCAAGGAAAGUGAAAUGGACCAAAGCAUACAGGAAAACAGUCGGCAAAGAAUUGACGGUCGAUCCAGCAUUUGAAUUUGAGAAGAGAAGGAACCUACCUGUUAAAUAUAAUAGAGAAUUUUGGAAUAAUGCAAUUGAGGCUAUGAAGAAAGUAGAAACUAUUAGGCAGAAGAGGCAGAAUUUACAUAUAAUGCAACGUUUACGUAAAGGACGCGAAAUAGAACAAGAAAGGGAUAUUAAAGAAGUCCAGCGUGAUUUGUCGCUUAUAAGGUCACCUGCCGCAGGACUUAAACAAAGGAAGGAACUAGAAGAAUCUGUCGAACAAGAAGAUAAGUUGCAAGAGUCCAAUGAUGAACAAGAGGAAAUGGAAGUGAAUUAAUUCAAAUCAUUGCUUAAGUUUGUAUUUAUAAUAAACAAUAACUCAAAUCAAAUGAUACAUUCAUUUUCAUGUUAAUAAGCAUGUAUUGAAAAUGUAAAUAGAACUUAUGUUAGACUUUGUGUUAAUAAAACCUCAUUUAUAUUUUA
This is a messenger RNA of Ceratina calcarata, 727 nucleotides long. RefSeq names its product ribosomal protein L24-like (gene RpL24-like). The transcript has 2 exons. NCBI's taxonomy places the organism in Eukaryota, Metazoa, Arthropoda, Insecta, Hymenoptera, Apidae. Gene Ontology annotation, biological process: ribosomal large subunit biogenesis. The record is from RefSeq and is a predicted model, not a curated record. The coding region runs from base 69 to 581 and encodes 170 amino acids. Gene Ontology annotation, molecular function: structural constituent of ribosome. Gene Ontology annotation, cellular component: nucleolus.